CUGUCUCUCCGCCCGGCCUUCGAACGCGCCACUCCUCGCACAUUCCCGUCGGGAAUCCGCCUCCUCGGGCUUCGCCGCAAUCCUACGCUACCUCUCCGGCUCUCGCACCCACCCCCGAACACGCGCACACCAGAUUCACACCGCGCCGUGCGGCCGCUGCCUCUAGCUAGCUGAAGGCUGCAGGCGCGUAGCCGGCCGGGCGGCGGACAAGCGUGGUCGCGAGCUGGUGACGCUGUCGCGCGGCGAGCCAGCUUCUCCGGGAUCGACAAGCCGGGAGCGACGAUCAGGGCGAGACCGAGAGGAAGGCCGCGCGAUCACAGCAUGUUCGAGGGGAUGGAGAGGGCGGGGUACGGCGGCGCUUCGGCGAUGGGCGGUGUGGUGCUGUCGCGGGACCCCAAGCCAAGGCUGCGGUGGACGCCCGACCUGCACGAGCGCUUCGUCGAGGCCGUCACCAAGCUCGGCGGGCCCGACAAAGCGACGCCCAAGUCGGUGCUGAGGCUGAUGGGAAUGAAAGGGCUCACCUUGUACCACCUCAAGAGUCAUCUCCAGAAAUACAGGCUUGGAAAACAGAGCAAGAAAGAUACAGGCUUGGAAGCCAGCAAAGGGGCAUUCGCAGCACAGGGCAUCAAUUUCUCUGCUCCAGUACCUCUUAGCAUUCCAUCUACGGCCGGUAACAAUACGGGAGAAAUGCCACUUGCGGAUGCGCUUAAGUACCAAAUUGAAGUCCAAAGGAAACUCCACGAGCAGCUUGAGGUGCAGAAGAAGCUGCAAAUGCGAAUCGAGGCGCAAGGAAAAUACCUGCACACAAUUUUAGAGAAAGCCCAGAACAACCUGUCCUAUGACGCAACAGGAGCUGCCAACCUGGAGGCAAGCAGAUCGCAGCUGACAGACUUCAACCUCGCGCUCUCAGGUUUCAUGGACAAUGUGUCACAAGUGUGUGAGCAAAACAAUGGCGAACUGGCGAAAGCCAUGACCGAGGACAAUCUCACAGCGAGCAAUCUAGGCUUUCAACUGUACCAUGGUGUUCACGACGGCGAGGAUGUCAAGUGCACUCCAGAUGAAGGAUUGCUGCUUCUGGAUCUGAACAUCAGAGGAGGCUACGAUCACCUGUCUGCGGCGGAUUUGAAGAUGAACCAGCACAUGAGGUGAAAAAAAACAGUAGAAGGAUGACACAAUAGUUUAAUCUAAGAGUUCCCCUUGUGGUGUGAGAAAUUCUUUUGGCAAUCCCAAGGAUGCUUGUUUACAGCGUUGGUUUAAUGUAAAAUUUGUGGCAAGAGACUCCGAAUAAGCAUAGCAAUUGAGCUAAUCUUAUACGAGAUCUGUGUAAUACAUAUGUAUCUAGAAUCCAAAAAGCUGCAAUAUGGGGUCAUGCUGCGUUUGCAGCAGGGUAA
Messenger RNA from Panicum virgatum (switchgrass), 1391 nucleotides. Its product is annotated as myb family transcription factor PHL11-like. Bases 322 to 1149 code for a protein of 275 amino acids. The record is from RefSeq and is a predicted model, not a curated record. Lineage: Eukaryota; Viridiplantae; Streptophyta; Magnoliopsida; Poales; Poaceae. Gene Ontology annotation, molecular function: DNA binding; DNA-binding transcription factor activity. The transcript has 6 exons.